Molecule: messenger RNA, 6823 nt
Organism: Diachasma alloeum
Lineage: Eukaryota; Metazoa; Arthropoda; Insecta; Hymenoptera; Braconidae
Gene: spir
Product: protein spire
Exons: 8
Coding region: 297-2819 (840 amino acids)
Biological process (GO): establishment of meiotic spindle localization; polar body extrusion after meiotic divisions; cleavage furrow formation
Cellular component (GO): cytoplasmic vesicle membrane; cell cortex
Molecular function (GO): actin binding
Source: RefSeq, a predicted model, not a curated record
AAUUUGUCACGAAAAAAACGAGUGGAAUUCCUCGACUCCAGUAUUUUUCCCUCAAUCUUCCAAACAAAAUCGAACUGAUAGGUCUCGAUUUUCUGUGUCUGUACGAAGUUGUUGUCUACAUCGAGAACACAUUUCUGCAUAACUAACCCCAAAACACCCCCACACCCCGUCGACACCCCCUGCAGUGCACAGUUCUGAAAUGAUGUCAGCGUGGGUAGCUGCACCGAUACGAGGAUGUAGCCCGAGUUAGCAACAGUUAACGAAGGAGAUAAGCCUGGCCCGAUAAUUAAUAAUCAAUGGAGAUGAACGAGUCUGAGGAGAGGUUCAAGAGCCGCGACAGAGGGACGAGAAGGUCUCGGGGGCAGUGCAAGCUGAGUGACAAUGACACAAUGACCCUAGAGGAGACACUGCUCUCGUUCAACGGUCCCAUCGGCCAGGAGCAGGCCUGGGCGGUCUGCCAUCAGACGGCGAAAUUCCUCUCGCAACUCCCCUCGAACCGCCUGCAGGAGCUCCAGAGCCUCAGCCAGAUCCACCUCCACAAGGAGGGACACAUCCUCCUGGAGCUCCCCGUUGGCUCCGAGGUGGAGAAUUCCUCCGAGAAGAAGGUCAUCCUCUCCCUGGGGGUCCUCAUUUAUCAGGCCUUGGACUUUGGACUCGACCAAAAAGAGGAGAGACUCCUCGCGCUCGAUCUGAAGGACUUGAUGAAUCUCAUGGGGAGCUGUCACGAGGAUUACGAGAGCGAUGAACGACUCCAGGAGACCGACGACGAGGGCAUUGGCAGGGACUCCGAGGUCGAGCUGGACGAGGACAAUGGGUCCUACGGGGUUAACAGGGAUGAUUACUGCAGUUUGAAGCACAUUAUUCAGAUGUGCGCCAGACAUAUUCAAGGGACUGACGAACAAGCAGACACUCAUUAUCGUGCAGUAAUCAGAGCAUUUGUUCACGAAGCCCUCGAACUCUCCCAGUUCCUCGAGAAAGUCGGUGGCGAGCGGUUUCAGGCGAAUCUCAGAAAUCUGCCGAGCACUGAACGCUAUGGGGUGUCCUCACAGCAUCUGGAUACUAUGGACUUCGAUGAUUGGACCGACAUUCGGAUUUGGAGGGCUAUUCAGGCACGAUUCUGGGUCCAAGUGAUCGGCGAACUUCGUCACGGUAUAAAGCUCAAGAAAGUCGAGGAGAAUCUCAAGAAACGUGGCAGGGUGAAAGACACAGGCGCAGAGUUCGAAUUAACACCUUAUGAAAUUCUGAUGGACGACAUAAGAGAGAGGAGGUACAACCUGAGAAAAACAUCUGGACCCGUUCGCAAUGUGAGGAAAGACGCUCGUGCUGUCGUCCUGGAGUUCAUCCGGAGUAGACCACCAUUGAAGAAGGCAUCAGACAGGCAGCUCCCUCCUCGCAAAAAAGAAUCGACAAUUCGAGAAUUGCUAAUGGAGAGUAUAAAAAAGCCCCCGAGACCACUGAGAUCCUGCAGAGAGCGCCAACUGAAGGAGCAGAAACCGAUCGAGCCCCCGCAAAGCAACUCGACCACCGCCAGCACAAACCCGGACCCCUCAAAGCCCCCGAAGAAGCUGAUUCCGGUGGACUUCGACCUGAAGCUCGACGGCGAAGAGGACUCGGACUCGGACGACGACCCGGACGACGUCUACGCAGUGACGCGUUUCGAGGACGACAAGGACCCCCACCGUGACGAGUGCAGCCACGAGGACGACGAGGAGAAGGGCUCAGCCAAUCCCUGGAGGAAGACCGGAGGGCUCCGUCUCACGAGGAACGAGUACCACCGCUUCUGCGACGCACAGCUGGAGUCGUACGACCUGGCGACCCAGUGCCCCUCACGACGUGCCUCAGUCCGCAAGCACAGGGGCCCCAGGAACAUCGCCCCCUCCUUCAUCCCCCUGGGCACGUGUUCAGUGCCGCACUCUCGUCCCCAGAGCAGAAUCAGUGGAGUCGGUGACAGCAUGAAGAUGAGCCUCUCACCGUCGCCCAACGUCUCCCCGAGCAUGAGCCCCAGACCCAGGGAGAGAACCCUGCUGAAGGCCAAUACGACUGUCGAUCCCAACUACAAUCCACCCCAGGAGAAGAAGCCGUCCCUGGGGGACAUGCUGCUGGACGAGAGACUCUCGUUGACACUCGAGGAGAUCGUGCACAUCAGGAGUGUCCUGACCAAGGCGGAGCUCGAGUCACUGCCCGUGGAGGGACGGGUCAAGGAGGACGUCGAGAAGAGGAGGGUCUGCUUCCUCUGUCUCAAGACGAGGUUUGGACUGCUGGGACCCUGGGGCCAGAGAUGUAGACUUUGCGAGAGGACAGUGUGCGUGAAAUGCUACUCAAAAAUGAGGAUUCCAACGGAGCACUUUGCCCACGUGCCAGUGGUGCUGCUGUCCCCAGGGCUGUUGAUGUCCCCAGGAUCAGAGGACUCGAGCAGGGGAUGGCCGAGGCCUGGAGGUGCUGUGGGCUCCGCUCCAGCGUCACCAGCCCAUAGACGAAGGGACAAUUUGAGCAAUCACUCGGGGACACCACUGUCAACACCCAAUCCUGCCACUCCUGCUGAGGGUCUCACUCCCAGGGACGAGGGCACCGAGAGGAUCAAGUAUCCCAGGGUCGGGGGGAGCCCCAGCAGAAUGACCUCCAGUGCCACUGGCAGUCUUGGGGUCACUGGGAACGAGAGACUCGUCGCCGAGAGGAUGAGGGGCGUCUCCAUGGUCGUUUGUCAUGACUGCAGAAUCAUGGUCAUUCAGAUCAUCAAGAGCUCCAGGAGCACCAGGGCCACUAUACGCAACAAUGUUAUCUCACGACUUACACUCAAUUUAUCACCUGCGUAUGUUUAAGGGGGAGGGCGGGGGGAAGUGGUGAAAUGGAGGAUUUGUCACGAAAUGUCGAAUUCCGGGCAUUACAGGUGGGAAAUGGGUGAGGGAAAGUCAACCCUGUUCGAGGCAGUUUACUGAAUUUCUAGUGGAAGUUAUGAGUUUUGGGGGAAUGGGGCACUUGCAUGAAGCUGUUUUAUCCGAAUUUUAUGGAAACUUUUUCAUAAUUUUGUAGUUGUCGAAUAGCGAAAAUUUUGGCGAAAUAUUGGCUAGAUUUCUUAUAGUGAUUGAUUGAAAAUGGCACAGUUUUCGAUGCCGGUUUUUCCGGAGUGUUAAUGGCAUUGGGCAUUCCAGUCGUUGAAAAUCUUGAACUUUUGGUAAUUAAUUAUUCAUUAACGAGAUGCUUUUCAAAUUUUUGUGCAAAAUCUUUCUUUAGGCCGUCAACUUGAGGGCAAAUGAAUAAGAAAAAAUUAUGCAAGUUCUCUAUUGUGUUUAAGAAUUCUGGCGCAGUUUUGGGGGAAUAGGGCACUUUAAGCUCAGUUUUUCCGAAUUUUAUUGAAAUUUUUUCAUAAUUUUGUAGUUGUCGAAUAGCGAAAAUUUUGGCGAAAUACUGUCUAGAUUUCUUAUAAUGAUUAAUUGAAAAUGGCACAGUUUUCGAUGCCAAUUUUUCGUUAGUGCUAAUGGCAUUGGGCAUUCCAGAGUCGUUGAAAAUCUUGAACUUUUGGUAAUUAAUUAUUCGUUAAUUAUUCAUUAAGGAGAUAGCUUUCAAACUUUUGUGCAUGCAAAACCAAUCAUGUAGGCCCUCAACAUGAGGGUAAAAGAAUAAGAAAAAAAUUACGUAAGUUCUGUUACGUUUAAAAAUUUUGUUCAUUUUGUUAUUGUCAAUAUUCUUUAUAAUUUUCUAGCAGUCAAGCAGCAAAAAUUAGGGCGAAAUAUUGUCUAAAUGUCUCAUAAUGGUCGAUUAAAAAAGCCAUACUUUUCAACUUUUGAUAAUUAAUUAUUCAUUAACGAGAUACUUUUCAAGCUUUUCUGCAUGCAAAAGCAAUCAGGGUAAAAGAAUAAGAAAAAAUCAUGCAAGCUCCCUAUUAUGUUUAAAAGUUUUGAUUGAUAUCUGAAAGAAAAAAACCCAUAAACUUCAGAAUGGAAAGUAAUUCUUGAGCCAUUUCACAACUUCCACCCCCAAAAUUUAAAAAACGAAAAUAUGAAAAAAAUAGUGAGGAUAAUUAAUGUAGGUAGAGUAGGGAGAAAGUACAGGUAAUUGUGACGUGAUUACUAUGGUGGUGGCAAUAUUGGUAUUAAUUAGGAUCCAUGGGGCCCAAUUUGUAGAUUUCUCGAUUAUCUUCUUGUCAACAUUAUCAACAUUUGAAACUUUUCGUUAUCGAGAUCACUGUGUUCGGAUGAAACUUGUGUGCUAAGUAAAAUUAUGAAAUUGCAGAAGUCGGAUUUCAUGAAUUAAUUAAAUUGAAAUUGAUGAGUCGAGUCAUUACGUUUUAGUAAUUAAACGCAGAGCAUUUUUUUCUUUCCGAUUAAAUUCUCCUGUACAAAGGCAAAUUUUUCUUCCAGUCGUAUUCCUCUAUCUCGUGCAACGACGUUUAUUCGGAAUGUAAAAAAAUUCAUUCAUCAAGCGAGUUAAAAGGAUUUUUUGGGGAUAGUGUUGAUGACACGAGUAAUCAAUGACGAAAAAUGUUCUGUUAAAAUUUAAAAAAUUUGGGUUUAUCAGUUGAAGCGAUCAAAAGUAGGUAGUAAUGAUGGCCUAAUGAUUAUUGAAGUAGUAAUUUAAGUUCAGAGAUAAAUGACAAAUGAGAAUUUAUGUAAAUAGGAUAAAUCAAUUGAGAUUUUAAUUGUAAAGGAAAGUUUGUCGGCCUUCAAACCGAGCAAGAUAUGUCUUCAGCGUACAGUAUCGUAAUUCGCGCAAAGGAAAGUGCUGAUACGAGUGUGCAAUCAAUUAUUAUGAUUAAAAUGCUCCUGAGAGUCUUGAAAACGAAUCAAUGAUUCAGUAGUCGAGGGGUGGAGACGUGUCAUUGGGAAUUAUCAUGUUAUUUCAGGCGUGAGUGGGUUUUGGGGAUAAAUUUUGUUGUUUUUUGCUCAUUAAUUGCAGAGUUAAUGAUUAAUUUUCCAAGUUAAUAAAAAAUCGUUUUUGUUUUUUUCGAUUUAUCUCGCGAACGAGUCGGUUUAGGCGACAAGUGUCUCAGACAUUUUUUGUUGAAAAUUGAAUUCUCUACAGAAAAUAUCUUUUGACAUUUUUCCGUAGAAUCAAUCGUUUUCGAGAUAGUCGCAAAUUUACCUAACGAUAAUGAAUUUUCUAACCGAAAAAGAAUAAUUUCUAUUUUAUUUCUCUCUUCAUCUUUCGAACGAGUUAUUCUCCAAGAAAAUGUCAAAAAAAAAAACCCAGUUUCGUAAACUGAAGAAUAAUCCUCUUUCUUACUAAUGUUGAUGAAGAAUUUCAGUUAAAUUCGCCACUUUUCUACUGAAUCAAACGUGUGCAGUUGUACAAAUGAUAAUGCAUGAGAUUUUGUGAUGUAUCCCGUUGAUUCGGUGAUGAAAAACGUCAAUGAAGGGCUUAAAAGUUCCGACAAGUGUCAAAGGAUCGUAAUUUACCCCCAAUGUGUGAUUAUUUUCGUCAUCCCCUUGUGUUGAUUAAAAUUAUGAUGAAUAAACGUGAAGAUGUCUGGGUUUCUCCGGUGAGAUGACAGCUGAUGGAUAAAUGGGCAGGCCCCACCGUAUUUAAUCUAUUUAUGUAUAUCGCCGUUGACUGAAUAUAGAAAAAUCGAGGGAGGGGAGACUGGGGCAAAACCGAUUGUUCAAAGUUCUGAAUGGAAAGAGCGAGAUUUUUUUCAGACUUCUGAGGCACGAAGUGUCUGACAUUCAUCAAGAAUUCCUCUCAGAUUCUGAAUUAUUCAGCACUCGGGACAAUCGAUUUUGCCCCCCAUUUUCCCCUGCAUUUAGAGUAGGCGUAUAGAAAAUCGAUUGAAUAUUAUAUACAUAGUAUGAUACAUUAUGAGAUGUAUGACUAUAGAAAUAUCAUUUCGUUGAUUCAUGAUUCAUCAUGUAUUAUAUAAAUAUUAUACAUGUUAAAGACAACAAAAAUGUCUCACCAGUUGGGCUCAACAUUGAAUUAUCACGGAUUGAUGAACAGGGAUGGCUAAUUAUUGAUUUUUCUUUUGAUUAGAUUGAUUGUGUGACUGAGUUUGGAAAAGCGAACGCGUUUAUUUUGAUUAUUUUGGGUUUGAGGGGUGAAAAGUUGCGUCAUUUGUGGGUAAAUGGGUGAUUAUCUCGAUAGCGAGUGGUUUUAGAAGAAAAUGUCAUGGGACUUUUUUGUAGAAGAUUAAAUUUCCUACGAAAAAGGUCCUGUGACAUUUUCUUCUAGAAUCAGUUCGUUGCGAGAUAAUUCACCAAUUCAUUAUGAUCCCUUCAUUAUUGUCUAGCUUUUUGUUUAUUAAAUUAUCUCGAUAACGAGUGGUUUUAGCAGAAAAUGUUAAGAGACUUUUUUUGCGGAAAAUUAACUUUCCUACGAAAAAGGUCUUGUGACAUUUUCUUCUAGAAUUACUCAAUUUCGAGAUAAUGUAACAAUUAUUCAUUUCAAAAAGUCUCGACUUGAUUUUAGAAAGAAAUUCCAAAUCCAUUUUCAGAAUAACGUAUUUUUGAUUAAAAUUCUUCACAAAAUCACUUGAUAUUCGUCUAAAAAAUCAUUCCCCUCAAACCCCAUUUCACCCCUCAAAUUUCAAAAUUAACACCAACCAACUGAAUGAUUUCAUCAGGUCCUUCGUAUCAGACGUUGAAUGUUAGAAUUUGUUAAUUGAAUUACGUUUUGCUACUUGAAUUUGUGUGACUAUUUAUUUAUGUAACUAAUCGAUCUCAUCAUUUCGGCAUUUUGACUUAUUAUUCCCUCUGCAAGUCACUUCGAGUGUUUCACCUUAGAAGGAACUGUCUCGAAGUGAAUUGCAUCGAUUAUUUAUGAUGGCUUGGCAACUAUUGGAUAGAAGCAUCGAAUUGUAAAAUAAAUCAAAUAAAAAUGCAUCAAUAUUUAA